AUGGACCACGCUCAACCUACCAAACUAGGCUUCUUGGCUGUGCCUGCCGCCCCAUAUAGUAUCGGGAUUCUGGUCUUUGUACUGGUGGUGCUGGCUGCUAUCGGACCAUGGGCUGUGGUUGAUUCUAUCUUGAAUUGUUAUUUGUCAUUUGUGCAUCGCAUCCCCGCUGCAGAUGGGAAGAAGUACAUCUCGGGACCGGCGUACACAUUUCCAAAUGGACAGAUGGUUGAUAAGUUCUUGGAUGCGCGAACGAAGAGCUGGGAGUGGGAGGAGAAAUAUGGUAAGACGUAUCGCAUUUGGGCUGCCAGUAUCCCUGAGGUUGUCAUAACGGACCCCAAAGACGUUGAGACGCUAUACCAGCAGUCUACCGACCACAAUAAGGCGCCCCAGGCGAAUGCCGGCUGGCUCUUGACCCAGCUGCUUGGGUCAGGCUUGGGCCUAAUUAAUGGGACUCGCUGGACAUCACUACGGAAGACUUUGGAUCCAAUGUUCUCCCACAGAACUUCCCUGCAGUAUUUCAGUGAUAGCCUCGACGCCGGCGCUGAGAAUUAUGUUGCUGGAAUCCACCAGUUCGCGAAAGCGGACCAGGUGUGCGCAGAUGGCAAGAGCAUUAUCCUCAAUGCCACACAGGCACUGCAGCGAUAUCCCUUUUUUGAGGUCGCGUCGAUGUUCUAUGGGAAAAUGAGUGAGGAAGAACAGGAGCGACUGUGGGUUCUAGGGCGUCGGUAUUCGGAGGUCUUUGCGGCGAUCGUGUCUGGAGGAAUUCAUCGGUCUAAGCUGACCAGGUAUCUGAAUACAAAAGCUUGGAACAAUGCGAGAGACUAUCAGACGGCCUGGCGGGAGUUCAACAGGGAGAUAUAUAAGCGGAGAAAGCUCACAGCCUCUGAAGCGCCGAUCGUGGUCCUCACGGAAGCCGCCGAAAGAGGUGAACUGACAUACAAUGAGGUGACUGACACGAUUGCCGAAUCCACCUUUGCUAAUCUGGACAUCGUCACCCACGUUAUCUCGUCAUGCAUAAUUCUCCUAGCCGAUGCCCCUGAGGUCCAAAAGGACCUUCUCCAGGAGAUGAACAGAAAUAAAGCGGAUCGAAAAGCUUACAUUACCAGAAAGGACACUCUUCUGCAUUACUGUCUGUUGGAAUCGCUCCGCCUUCGGCCUGUUCUAUGUAAGUCUUCGUCACUGCUACACCACGAGGGCUGGAAUAUCAGUUGA
Molecule: messenger RNA, 1212 nt
Organism: Aspergillus terreus NIH2624
Lineage: Eukaryota; Fungi; Ascomycota; Eurotiomycetes; Eurotiales; Aspergillaceae
Gene: hasH
Product: cytochrome P450 monooxygenase hasH
Exons: 4
Coding region: 1-1212 (403 amino acids)
Molecular function (GO): oxidoreductase activity, acting on paired donors, with incorporation or reduction of molecular oxygen; heme binding; monooxygenase activity
Source: RefSeq, a predicted model, not a curated record